AUGGAACCCAGCCGCAGCCAUUUGUUUACGGCCUUGCUCCUGCUGCUCCCCACGCCGACCAUCCACAGCCGACCGGAGCACUUGUUAAUGGCUCUGCUUCACACCCGGCUCGGAGGUGCACGUCUCGGCCCGAACAAAGGCUGGUUUGUGCCCCGACGUCCCGAGCGUGGAGAGGACAGCAGCCCCAAAGUGAGAACACCACCCAGAGUGCUUCAAUCAGUCACUCUGAGUAACCCAGCGGGCGCCCCAUCCGAGAACAGGUGUCAACACGCCACUGUGGCACUCCCGGGACAAUGGGACCCAACUAUACCCCCACACCAGGGAGAGACGGACUGGUAA
Messenger RNA from Knipowitschia caucasica, 339 nucleotides. NCBI's taxonomy places the organism in Eukaryota, Metazoa, Chordata, Actinopteri, Gobiiformes, Gobiidae. The record is from the annotation of a GenBank genome assembly.